AUGUCCAUGAUCAAACUUUUUAAAACAUUAAAAACAGCAUUCGUUAUUGUUCAUCCAUUACGUGGAAAUGCCAUUGACAUUCAUCCAAACGCUCGUUGGGAGCAGCAGGGUGUCAUUGUUGCUGGAGGAAAUGGACAAGGCCAUGACACCGAUCUACUCCACACUCCAAUGGGUUUGUUUGUGGAUGAUGAACAAACAAUUUAUGUUGCUGAUUAUUCGAAUCAUCGUAUUAUGGAAUGGAAACGAGGUGCCACGAACGGUCAAGUGGUUGCCGGUGGAAAUGGACAAGGAAGAACAGUGGUUGCAAGUGGCAAUAGACGUGGAGAUCAUCUCGAUCAACUCAAUCUCCCAUUAUACGUUUUUGUUGAUCAAGCUCAAUCAGUCUAUGUAUCUGAUACUGAAAAUUAUCGUGUGAUGAAAUGGAUGAAAGGUGCAACACAAGGUAUUGUCGUGGCUGGUAGUCAAGGACAAGGAAGUAGCCUUACACAAUUUUCAUAUCCUUGA
Messenger RNA from Rotaria sp. Silwood1, 504 nucleotides. NCBI's taxonomy places the organism in Eukaryota, Metazoa, Rotifera, Eurotatoria, Philodinida, Philodinidae. The record is from the annotation of a GenBank genome assembly.